CUUAGUUUAUGUAUUAAUUCCUUCUGUAUUGGGACACCAUAAAGCUGCCAUAAUGACAACAACAAGGAGGAAUCUGACCUCCUAUGACAGAGAGAGGCAACUGGAACAAAGCCGACGUCAAGGAGAAAUUCGAGAAGACACAAUUAAACGUCUUAAUCAGGAACGCCUUUUAGAAGCCAAUAUGUGUAAUGAACGUAAAUUAACAGAGAAAAGAUAUUUACGGAACUUAAUGAAAGAACACAAAGAAAUGGAAAUGGAAGAAUCUAUUUUAAAGGCUCAGCGUGACCGACUUAUUAGAGAAGAACAGAUGGUCCAAGAGGAAAGACUGGCAAAGGAGAUGGAGAGGCGGAAGCUGGAUUCUAUGAGAGAUGAGAAGAUGAGGCAACAGAUCAGAGAAACAAGUCUUGAAUUACGAGAGUUAGAGGCCAAAUUGAAGUCUGCAUACAUGAACAAAGAACGAUCAGCACAGAUUGCAGAAAAGGAAGCUCUAAAAUAUGACAAAGCGAAACGAGAUGCAGAGAUUUCACGCAACAUGAAAGAGGAACAUGAGCGUGCCCAGGAGGCAGAGUUACAGCGACAGAAGGAGCAAUAUCGGGAACAAAUUCGAUAUCAGCAGGAACUGGAGCGGCAGCUGGAAGAACAGGAACACAAGAAACAACAGGCUUACGAGGAAUUCCUUAAGGAGAAACUCAUGAUAGAUGAGAUUGUCCGCAAGAUCUACGAGGAAGACCAGAGAGAAAGAGAACUUGCACUCGCCAAACAGAAGUCCACACAGAAAUAUAUACAAGAAUUCAAAAAUGCACGUGAGGAAUGGAAAAAACUCGAGAGGAAAAGAAUGGAGGAAGAAAACAAAAAUAUCCGUGCCUUCGCUCGGCUACAGGAGGAUAGAGAGAAGGAGAGGAUGGAAUCAAAGAAGGCUAAAGAGGACGCCAUGGCUCGGGUCCAAGGAGCUUUGGCUGGAGAGAUCUCCAGGCAGGAUGCUGAGCGUGAAGAGAUGGAGCGUGUUCGCAUGGAACUCUACCUGGAAGAACAAGAGGAGAAGGAGAGGCUGAAGGAGAAGAAUGACAUUGAGGCCAGGAUACGACAGAAGCUUGAAUUACAACAGACACAUGCUCAACAAAUGCACUUCAAGAACCUAAGGAAGGCCGCCCAGCAGGAGGAAGAGGAGGAGUUUAGACAACAGAUGUUGGCCAAAUUUGCUGAGGAUGACCGCAUAGAACAAAUGAAUGCUGCCAAACGCCGCAUGAAACAGCAAGAACACAAACGUGCCGUAGAACAAUUGAUUGAUGACAGGCGUUCACAAUUUGCUGCCGAUCGCGAGAGGGAACUCAUGGAACGUCGUGAAGAGGAGAAGAUGGAAGCAUUCAAGAGGCAGAUAAUCGAGGAGGAGAGACAGAAAUUGUUACAGGAACAUGCCAUGCGAUUACUAGGAUACUUACCUAAAGGCGUCAUUCGUGAUACAAAGGACCUUGACAUGCUUGGAUCUGACUUUAAAUCGGCAUAUACAGCACGACAGGUUGAUCCGUUUGACGAGGAAGCUUGGGACCAGAGUCGGCGAUAGGACCACAUCUCUAGUGUAAUGAACAAAUUAUCUGUGAUUCAAAUCCUUGUUACUCUUUCCAAGUAAUGCAGCAUAUUGUCUGUUAUCAGGAAACAUUAUCAUUAUUACUGGAAGGAGUUCAUAUUAAUAAGGAAAACAUCUCAUUUUGAUAAAAUCAAGCUGGUUUUAUCUAGAGAGACAGGACAGGAAAUGUAUUAAGUCUACUGUUAAUCGCGUGAAGAAGAAAAACAGAAAUAUUGUGUGGAAAUUUUUCACGAAUGACAAAGAAAUAUAAAGAGUAUCUGUGAACCAAAAUAUCUCCAUGGUAUCUGAUGUGAAUUUCUUCUAAGUAAACAGAUGAAUUGUUUAUAUCUUCUCACAAAAAACUCUGUUUUGUUAACUAAAAAUUGGUAAAAUGUACAAAGUGAUACUUUUCAGAGAAAUAUUCAUUUGAUAUAGGGAACUUGUUGAUUAACUUCAUUAUUAUUCCAGGCACACACAUUUCUAUGAAAGAAUUACCACAUUCCAAUAUGUUUUAUCCGACUUUAGUCGGGGUUGUCUCCCCUAUCUCAAUCACUUUUCAUUUGUAAUGGUUGUUCUUAGUGCUAGUUGUUUUGGUCACAUGAUGUAUGGAAUUCAACCAAAGCUAGAUAAGAUAUGAAAAUCAGAUCUGGAAGGUGAUAUAUUUUAGCUAUUUCGUAUAUUCAUAAUGUCUUAAUAAAAUGUAGAAAGAGUUUGAAUUUCCUCAUUCUCUUUAAAGAUUAUAAGUUUCCUGAUCAAAGUUGACCAUUUGAAGCACUUUCACAUUGGUUGUGAGAAAUGAUGAAUAUCUGCAUGAUAUGUCAAGUAAUCAGUGAUACGCUGUAUGUGCUAGAAGCUACUUCAUCACUGUAUAACCUUUAUCAGACAGCAUCCUUGUUACAGUUUCCUUAUAGCAAUCCUUACAGAAAUCUGUAAAAGUACAAAAUAAAGGGGAAAGAAAUACAGCAAAGUUUUGCAAGAAAAUAUUUAUCGAAAAUUUCAACGAAAGAUUCUGCAAUUUUGGAGGAAAAAAGCUUGAUAUUUGUGCUGAUCAAUUGAUCCUUAUUGUAGUUGGGUUUUUUUUUUUUAAAGAAUUUAGACAUGUUACCUUAGAUAUGAAAGUGAUCAUGACUCAAAUCAUUGAUUGUAAGGUUAAAAAUGAUUGGUGAUAUACAUCACUGUGGUGUUGAUGUUUCUCAUUAAUAAUGGUGUUAUCAUAGGUACAGUUCAUCUGAUAUAACACAUGUCGCAGUGGACAACAUGUCGCAGUGGACAAAUAUUUGAAACUUGUAUAUAUUGGUGUAAGGUUAAAUAUGGAUGUUGAUAAAGACAACAUCAUUUUUAAAGUUCAAGUUCUUCAUGUAGAACCAAACACUUGUUCUCUACAACAAAAAUGGAUCAGUUAGGCGUGUCUGGAACGCCUCUAAAUCCUAUACACCCAUAUAUGGUGAAUUAUAAUGCAAUGCUUCAUCUUAGAAUGCUAUAUAUAUAUCAUAAGAAAAGUGUUGUUCAAAAUAAAAAAGGGAAAGUCUCCUUGCAAUGAAUUUGAUUUCAAUUGCUUGGUUUAAAGCAAACAUUUUACAUAAUUUAAUGUCAAUUAAUACCAUAAGGAAGGUAUUGAACAAAACUCUCAUUGAUAUUCCUCCGCAGAGUAAAGUUCUGUAUGGGUUAAAAAUCUUGAUGAUUUCUAUGAUUUCAGGGACCAGCUUUAUACAAAACAUUUUAAGUUAAAGGGCUUUAAUGUUGUUUGAUGAAGUCUUGUUACUUUGUGUUUUUUUUGUAAAUAAACAAAAGUGUAUUUAAUCAAUAAUGUGUAUAGAACAACAUGUACAUAAUGUACAGUGACAAAAAUAAAAUUGGACAAAACG
This is a messenger RNA of Ylistrum balloti, 3429 nucleotides long. Its product is annotated as meiosis-specific nuclear structural protein 1-like. Gene Ontology annotation, biological process: cilium organization. Lineage: Eukaryota; Metazoa; Mollusca; Bivalvia; Pectinida; Pectinidae. The coding region runs from base 53 to 1561 and encodes 502 amino acids. The record is from RefSeq and is a predicted model, not a curated record. Gene Ontology annotation, cellular component: motile cilium. The transcript has 10 exons.